UUUGCCCGGUCCUUUCUUAAAACUCAUUUUAAAUAUGUUGCUUGGUUACUAGACCUAUUUUAUAGCUCAUUACGUAAUUAACAUAUAAAUUUGCAAGUAAUGUAAAGGCAUUUUAAGAACACGUGUUAUAAUGCAUGAAUGUAUUAGGCGUGGUUAACAAACAAACUUUGUCAGGCCUGUUAGUUUACGUUUAUUUUCUUUCCUUAGAUAUUGAGUAUGUUUAUCUCAGCUAGCUACAUAAUUUCAUGAAGUUGUUUUAUAUUUAUUACAGUGUCAGCAGACAAAGGUUACGGUAUUUUGUCAUGUUUCACAAGUCGAGGCUAGACAAGUCUAAACGUAUCUUAUUGUAGUGGAUCAAUAAAGGCUCAAACAGACAACCUGCGUUUGUUAAGAUAUUGGACGCUACACAAGGUUUUCCAGAGGCCUCACGGUGUCAGGUAACAACAUAAGCUCUCAGUGACCUCACAAUAUGAGCUCACAGAGACCUCACCAAUAGGUAAAAAAUAAUUAGAUCAUUACACUGUAGCUACAAAGCCUUCACAGAGACGUCACAGUGACCUAAAUCAUAACCCAUUGUAUGAGCUCAUUGUAAGCUCACUGUGAUGUCCCUCUUGACUAGGGCCCUCAAUGACUACCGGCGUCAAGGAGUACAUUACACACUUUGCGGAUGGCGGAUUCACUUUAUCGCCCCUUGGCCUAUUAAACCUUAGCAUUCCGGUCACGUCUACAUAAUAAUGCGUCCUGUCGACGACCGGUUAUCCCAGGCUGGCAUGCGUCCAGUGCCGCACUAUUUACGUUGAGAAAACCUGAUAUAGAUUAACGAGACUCGUGAAUACCGUGGUCCAUGAUGCUCAAAAUGGCCAAGGUUGCUCAACUUUGUAGGGACUAUCUUAGGAUUACCCAAUCAUUUCCGGUGCUAGCAAGAAAUAUUCAAUCUUUGAAGAGUGAGGUCAAUGGUCCGCUACUUCGAUUCGUUACGGGCUUUCAACCUGUCCGAGCUUUUACGAAUAAAGUUCUGCGUUUGAAGAAGAUGCCAAUAGAUUACCCGGCGGUAACUGGAUCCGAACACUGGAGGCGAAAAUCGCGCACGAUAUUCAAGUGUCUAGAUUCAAACGCUGACGGCUACCUUACUAAAGAGGAUUACGUGUCGAGUGCUAAGAGAGCAACAGAGUACUUGAACCUAGAUGAUGAGCAAGCUGAACGCAUUCUAAACAUACGCCUCAACUUUUGGAAACUUCUUGCGCAGGAUUCAAGUGAUGACGAGUCGUUCCGAGUAUCUGAGGCGGGCUACGUGCAGAGCUGUAUAUCGGUCGUCAACCAGAGCACAUUCAGAUUAGAAUUUUACCCCAAACUUCUCUCCAUGGAAUAUGAUGCCAAGGACUUUGAUGGCGAUGGUUUAUUAUCUCAAAAGGAAUUCGCUGCCAAUUUUUACAGCUUGCGAAUACCCGUUGAAAAUGCAAAAAGGGCAUUUGACUCAAUAGAUAGCAACAGAGAUGGAAUAAUAUCGUUUGAAGAAUAUGCCCUUGGUUAUACCGAGUUUACGUUUACAGAGGAACCAAAUAACAAAUAUAAUGAGUUUUUUGGUCCACUGGUUGACUAAGUUCCUAUACUUUUACUGCGACGAAAAUGGAGCCUGGAGAAAACUGCAGUGCACACGCACACUUCUGAGAAAAAACAAUUGCCAAGAGAAAAGGGUUAAAUUUAAACAAACCAUUGACAAAGAUCCUCAAGUUCAAAAAGGGGAGUAGUGCCGGUUAACAAGAGUAAAUUAAAGAAUGAGAACAAGGGAAUGUGAUGGACCAGAAAUGAAUAACAUUCAUAUCUGAAUAUUAAUUCGGGGGAAGGCGCGGUUAGUUCGCCCCUUUUUUAUAGAAAUUGAGAUGGAGGGAAUACUUUUACCUCCAGAUUCCUAUAUUUCUUUCAGGAGGAAGAUCAUUUAUAUACCUUAAAUGGUUUAAGUAACAAAAGUCCACUGUAAUUUUUUUCAGAGUAAAUUCGAUCAGUUUUAGAAAUGUCUUGUCCAAGAGUGUGAACUUGCCCCACCCGUCUGCACACCCUUUGGGCCAAGUUUGCACGCAUAUUGAAAUCCACAAAACAUGAAUUUUUAUCCAUUUCUAUGCAUUUUACUCGAUGAAACUGAGCGACAGCAACUAAGGCAGUCAGCAUUAAACCACACUGCAGUAAAGCCCACCUCUGGCUUAAUAUACAACUGAGCUUAACAAUAACAACAACAUCACAAACAAAAGCACAGUCGCUGUGACCGAAAUACCGGUAUUAUAAGAUGCACUAAAAAUAUUUUAUCUCUAAUAUGUCAAUCAACAAUAAAUUAUCUACACAUUGUACCCCCUGAUUAUUAUGAUAGAAGUUUAGUAAUUGCAUUAGUUUGAAAAUGUCGUUUCUAUAGUCUCCAACGGAGUCACCGUUGUGACAUAUAGCCUAUCUAUUACCCAAAAGAAUGUAUGUAAGGCAGUAAAUAAGAAGUUUUGGCGAAAGGUUACAAUAUCCUUAAACACUUUUAUAUGUGGCUAUAUAAGAUACACAAGAACAACGAUUCUUUAAAGAGAAUAUUUUUUAUUAGAUAUAAUAUUCUUGUUUAUUCAUUGUAGUAUAUUGUGAUUUUCGUAAAGUUAAUAAUCAUUUGAAGCAGAA
Messenger RNA from Lingula anatina, 2649 nucleotides. RefSeq names its product luciferin-binding protein. Lineage: Eukaryota; Metazoa; Brachiopoda; Lingulata; Lingulida; Lingulidae. The record is from RefSeq and is a predicted model, not a curated record. Gene Ontology annotation, molecular function: calcium ion binding.